AUUAAAAAAGUGAAGGGUGGAAUAUGGGUCAGCGUCAUCCAGUGUUCAACUUGUGUGCUUUAACUCUCCUUGGUUUAUUACUUAAUUGCUUCCGUCUAUGUGCAGAGCAGUAAAAAUGAAAAAUUGUAAACUUUACUGAGUGUUUGUCUGGGAGUUUUUUUCUGUUUGUAUUUCUGUCUGUUCUUAAGUUUCAGACUUUUGCAAUCAAAUUACCAUCAUAGAUUGAAACCAUUGUUUCUUGUUGUGUGGUAGAGCAAACUUUGUUUUAUAACAUGCACACAUUCAAGCUGCACGCUGGGUAGAGAUUUGACACUUUUUUUUUUCUCUAGAGAAGACUUGUUGUCCGCCCACAUGCGCCUCACACACCAAACCUCAGAGAGCACAGAUGGUAAUUAUGUGUCAUCAGUUGCAUUAGCAAAGGCUCCUGCGUCCUCUGAAGAGAGGCUAAAGUGGAAUGGGAGGGUUGUUACGAUCCCUGUUGGGUCAGUGGUUAUAUAUAGAUGGGGGAUUCUUUUUUUUCCCCACAAAUGAUUCAACACUAGUCUUUCAACAGGCCAGUUAUGAAAGUGCCAUGGAAACUGUAGGGAGUGUGAACAGGGGAAAUGUUCCUCUCCAGGUCAGUAUUAUGUUAUAUAGGGUGGUAGUGUGUGUUGGGCCAGGUUAUGAGAGAUGAGUGUGCUGCGCUAAUCAGAAAUAUUAUUACUAUUAUCAUGUCCAUGGACAUGGCGUGCGGUCAUUGUUGCAUUUGAUGAUUACAGUGGGCGAAGAUAUCAGGUCAAAAUAAUGGCUGUUAGCAAUUCAAACAGAUCUGUGGAAAAGUGGGUCACACUGACUCCUAUCACAGCUUGCCUCACAGAGCCAUUAAAGAAUAAAAAAAACAGGGCUGCUGAACUGGAAAGAGAUCAGUAGAAUAUUUUCUCGUAACUUGCUCCACCUUCUGUCUGUUAUUGAUGGCACAGGACCAGCCGUGUGCAUGGAAAGCAGGUUUUCAAAAUUCUAAAGAAAACAGAGGAGUCUGAUUACAAAAUGACGUCUCUCCUUUACAUAGUAAAAUAAAAAAACAGUGGCCUGAGUGGAAAUGAGGGCUGUGCAGUUUUAGCGAACAGGGUGCGCACAUGUCCUCACAGGCCUGUGUUAGCAUGGAUCUUGGUGUAAGAUAAGAGCUGGUUAAUGAUAUUGUCAAUGUGGCAGUCUCUUAACACCCCCCCUCAUCUCUCUUCCACUAAACAAAUUUGCGCCGUGAGGGCAGUUUCUCAAGGGUCAACAGAGGAGGAAAGCAGGACACAUCUGGAUUAAAUGUGCUUUGAGGAAAUGUGUGUGGGAGAGAGCACAUUUGCGUGUUUGUUUACUUAUGUGCUCCAGACAGAGUCUUUGGCCUCAAUAUCACACAUUUUUGUCUCCUUUGUUGCUCUUUUUCUUCUUCCCUGUUCUGUUCUAUCGCUCUUCCUUUUUCUCUGUACUCUUCUCUUGUGGGUUCUAUCCAUCACAUGUAAAUUCUGUGCUCUUAUACUCUCUUUAAUGUAUUCGUUAGUGUUAAUAUCAAUUAUGUGUGUAUAUGUGUGUUGGUGUGUCUGUGCGCAUUCAUAAGUGCCAGAGUCACUGCGAGGGUCCUUGUAUGCUGUACUGGUAGUGGCGAUCACCAUGGCAACCACGCUAGCGGCACAGUGUGAAGUAGAGAGACGGGCCGUUUCAGAAAGGAAAGGGGAACGAACUGGAGCAGCUCGGCUCAGUCGUGUAACCAAGAGAAUUCAGCUGCGGGACUACAGGACAUUAAGCUGAGAACAAGCCCUCUGAAAGGGUCGAGGAUGUUCUGAGCCACAGGACAUAUUUUCUAGCUUGUUUUCUUGAUUUAUCUUUUAAACUCCUACAGAAGGUGACAUUUACAGCUUCCUUUUUUUCUAAAAAGAAAUAAAUAAACUUCUGGUUUUCACUAACAGUGAGUACAUUUAAGAUCUUUAGUAUUGUGGAUAAAGCACAUGUUUACGUAAUUGUUUGCUAAUCGGCCUAUUUGACUGUUACGAGAACAAACUUGUAGGACAGCAAGGGGAUUUUUCAGUUUCUCUUUCCCUUCCGUCAGCCUUGUUCUGUGAAGGUUAUCUUUCCGUCAAUUGUUUUAUUGCUUGUUCCUGGUUAAGUGCAAAGGAAGGUAUGACUGUAUGACUGGAAUCUUUGACCAGUGUUAUUAACUGGAAUUUGUGUCAUUCGGGACAAAUUGUUUUGGGUUUUUUGUUUUUGCUGGAAUUUUUUUUCUAUCUGAAGUACGCAUGUGCUCUUGAGGAAGGGGGCUUUGUUGGAUUGACAAUUACAGGUCUAACACAACUUUGUGUAGGACAGAUCUGCCUCAGACUCUGUGAGCCUUACAAGGACACAAGGUAAAAGACUCUUAUCAGGUCAUCUCUGGGCAAUGGGAUCAGAAAAAGACUCUGAAUCACCCCAUUCUUCUGUCAAUGGCAUUCCCAAUCCCAAAUGUCGUGGACCGGGCAAGAAGCAGGGAAGGAUCUCUUUCUCCAGCCUCUUCCACAGUAAACGGGGUUCUAAGGGGAACAAAGCUAGCGCUGGUACUCCUUUAACCCAGCAGCUUCACCAACAGCAACAACUUCAGCAACAGCUGCUUCUUCAGCCACCCACGCCUACCGCUGCAUCCCCGGACCCCCCAGCCACCGGUGACUCAGCUGAGCCUUUGUCCUCCAGCCAGGCUUCACUGGGUGGACAGGAUCUUCUGGAGUGCCCGCUGUGCCUGGUGCGGCAGCCCCGAGAUCAGCUGGCUGAGCUGCAGGGCUGCAGUCACCGUUCCUGCCUCUGCUGCCUGCGCCAGUACUUGCGCAUCGAGAUCACAGAGAGCCGGGUGCAGCUCAGCUGCCCAGAGUGUGCCGAGAGACUGGCCCCCAGGCAGGUGGCCCUCAUCCUGGACGAUGCUGCACUGCUGGAGAAGUAUGAGGAGUUUCUGCUGAGGCGCUGCCUUGCCUCGGACCCAGACUGCCGCUGGUGCCCCGCCCCGGACUGCGGGUUUGCAGUCAUCGCCUCAGGUUGUGCCAGCUGUCCCAGACUGGUGUGCCGCAGGGAAGGGUGCGGCGCCGAGUUCUGCUAUCACUGCAAGCAGGCCUGGCACCCCAACCAGACAUGUGAUUCAGCCCGGCAGCAGAGGGCACUCUCCCUGAGAACACACAGCAACCACUCGCCCAGUUACACGGCCGAGCAGGGCCCAACUGAUGACAUCAAGCCCUGUCCCCGAUGUGGAGCCUACAUCAUCAAGAUGAACGAUGGCAGCUGUAAUCACAUGACCUGCGCUGUGUGUGGCUGCGAGUUCUGCUGGCUCUGUAUGAAGGAAAUCUCUGACCUGCACUACCUCAGUCCAUCAGGUUGUACCUUCUGGGGAAAAAAGCCAUGGAGUCGCAAGAAGAAGAUUCUGUGGCAGCUGGGAACUCUGAUUGGUGCCCCAGUGGGCAUCACUCUAAUCGCUGGCAUUGCAGUGCCUGCCAUGGUUAUUGGCAUCCCAGUUUACGUAGGACGCAAGAUAUACGCCCACUACGAAGGGAAGAAGACCUCUCAGCACAGGAGGAACCUGGCCAUCACAGGAGGCGUGGCCCUGUCUAUCAUCACAGCCCCGGUUAUUGCAGCCGUCAGUGUGGGUAUCGGUGUACCCAUCAUGCUGGCAUAUGUGUAUGGCGUGGUGCCAAUAUCCCUGUGCCGUGGCGGGGGCUGUGGGGUCAGCAGAGGAAAGGGACGAGGAGUCAGGAUUGACUUUGAUGAGGACGAUGGGCCUAUUACAGUUGCUGAUGCAUGGCGAGCACUGAAGUCCCCCAGCCUUGGUGAAAGCAGUCUGGAGGGAGCGGCCAGUGGCCUCAGCACCACCUCCCCAAGUGAAGGCCUCUCAGUGGCCCCUGGGGGCCUGGGGGACACACCUCAUUUCAACACACUAGCCGGAGGAGCUCUUGGAGCUAGGACGGGAAAAUACAGCAGGCUGGAGGUUCAAGGUGCUGAGUUAGGAAAAGAAGGUACUCGCAGAGAGACUGGGAGCUUGGGAGCAGCCAGUGACUGUGCAAGCACUCGAGGCAUGGCAGGUUCCAUUACCUCCUCCUACACCUUGCCUGACAGGGAAGGCACAAACCUUGAGAUUCAGGUGGACAUUGAAACCAAACCCAGCCAUCUGUGUCUAACCAGCGAAGAGGAUCUGGCUCCGCCCGCUGCCACCAUGGCACCCGGCUCAGGGGAGGAGCCUCAGGACUGCAGCUCGCGCAGAGGCGGGGUUUUAUCCAGCUCAUCUUUGGGGCUGUCACCCGGGGGGUCACUCAGGGAGGGGCUUCGCGAUGUCACGCUGGCUCAGCCAGAGAGCAUCCGCAGUGACCUGGAGAUGUCUGACACGCAGUCGGACGACAUCGCCGAGCUCACGUCAGACGACUGUGACUCCCCACAUCCCAAGAGCUCCCGUCCUCCUCCCCCACCCCAGCCCACCUGCCGAGCCUUGAACUCCACCGACGGCCUGCACUGUCCCGAUAACGUCAUCCUUUACGUGUGAGGGAUCUGAGAGCUCUCGCUAUUGCACAGAUCUAGCUGUUUCUAAGCGUUUCAUUUAUGACAGCUUUUCAUGUUAAUUUGCUGCUUUUUGUAACAAUUAAAACACCUUACAUUUCAGGCAGUUUGGUGGCAUGUGCCUACUGGACUGUCUGUUGAUCUGUGUUCCUGUCUGUUUUGCCUAAAGAACUGACAGGGCUCUACCUCUACAACUAUUCAUACUGUUAGUAAUUCAUAAAGUUGUUUGUUUACUUAUUGGUGCAAAAUUGCCUUGGCUAUUUAAGCAAAAAAAAGAAAAAAAAAGAAAAAAGAAAAGGUUAAAUCAUAGGUACUACCAUUGCCACAAGAAUCCUCGUGAGAGGGCAAAAGAAACUAAUGCUACAAAGUGAAAUCAUCUAGCACACAUAUACGGUAUGUGAGGAAGUGUGGGAUGGGUUUAGACGGACUACAAUGUUUUCUAUGUAUGUUGGAGUGUGUAUGUUUUCUUUCUGUUCAUUUUUUCUUUAUUUAUAACUAAACGACUCGGAAAUUGUAUGAUUUGCUGUAUGCAUGUGUAUGCAUGACCUGCGCUUGUAUAUGAGGAUACAAGCCUAGUAUGUAGUGGUUGCAUUGACCAAGUUUGCACAGUGAUAAGAUGUAAAUGGACCUGCACUUGAGUCUCACCUGCACAGAUGAUGGAGUUCAGUGAUGGAGGAGAGUCAUUGUUAAAGGAGAUUGAUCACUUUCACAAGCAGAUAGUUUCAUCCUAAUCACUGUCUGCCUGCCUUAGAGACAGCACUCAUACUCUCAGUCCCUUUUCCUCACUGACUGUCUGACUCACUGACAACACUGUCUGUGCCCACAUGUGUCUGCUGUGAGUGUAUAAGAGUGAAUGUGUCUUUUUAUUUGUUUGUAUUAAAUCAUAUAUAGCAUCAACAGAGGGGCAGACCAUGAGAUGCACUUUUUUCCCUUUUUUUGGAACAUAACCCUGUAUUAAAUUGGACUCACUGCAAUGUGUUUGGACUUAUGCAUUUCCGAGUAAUAAACUGAAUUAAAUGGAU
This is a messenger RNA of Colossoma macropomum (tambaqui), 5552 nucleotides long. RefSeq names its product ring finger protein 19B (gene rnf19b). The transcript has 10 exons. Gene Ontology annotation, biological process: positive regulation of proteasomal ubiquitin-dependent protein catabolic process; protein polyubiquitination; ubiquitin-dependent protein catabolic process. Bases 2405 to 4516 code for a protein of 703 amino acids. NCBI's taxonomy places the organism in Eukaryota, Metazoa, Chordata, Actinopteri, Characiformes, Serrasalmidae. Gene Ontology annotation, cellular component: cytoplasm; ubiquitin ligase complex. Gene Ontology annotation, molecular function: ubiquitin protein ligase activity; zinc ion binding; ubiquitin conjugating enzyme binding. The record is from RefSeq and is a predicted model, not a curated record.